ACGGCACUGACUGGCGGCACUGACUGGCACAACCCCUGGGCACUGACUGGUGGCACUGACUGGCAGCGCUGCUGGGCUGCACUGGUGGGUGGCACUGGUGGGCAGCACUGGUGGGUGGGCACAGGUAGGUGGCACAGGUGGGUGGCACUGGUGGGCACAGGUGGGUGGGCACAGGUGGGUGGCACUGCUGGGCACAGGUGGGUAGCACUUCUGGGCACAGGUAGGUGGCACUGCAGAGUGGCACAGGUGGGCGGAGCUAGUGGGUGCACUGCUGGGCACAGGUGGGCGGAACUUGCGGGUGGCACUGCU
Staurois parvus is the source of this 309-nucleotide messenger RNA. The record is from the annotation of a GenBank genome assembly. Lineage: Eukaryota; Metazoa; Chordata; Amphibia; Anura; Ranidae.